This is a messenger RNA of Aegilops tauschii subsp. strangulata, 1986 nucleotides long. Its product is annotated as protein S-acyltransferase 11. Lineage: Eukaryota; Viridiplantae; Streptophyta; Magnoliopsida; Poales; Poaceae. The record is from RefSeq and is a predicted model, not a curated record. Gene Ontology annotation, molecular function: palmitoyltransferase activity.
UUUUCUCGCCGCCUCGCUUUCCUCGAAUCCUUCGUCGCCAAGUCGUGGCGGAACUACUCCACCACCACCAGGUCCGUCCGCUCCGCUGGCGACGGAGAUUCGCGCCUCGGUUGCUCCUCCUCUUCCUCGCCCCUUCCGCUCGCGCAAGCUUCAGCCGAGUUCCCAGCCCCAGCCGCCUCCGAUCUCUCAUCGCUCCCAGACCCCGCCCCCGGCGGAUCUGCUCCGGCGAUGGGGGAGCAGCCGCAGCAGGAGCCGCUCCUCGAGGUAGAACAAUGUGUCACGUCCAUACCAGAAGAUCAUGAAGCCACUUGCUGGGGCUGCGGUCUUCGGCUUGUUUUUUCAAGUUAUUCACCUGUCUAUAAGUGUGGUUGGUGUGGAGCAGUCACCCAAGGCAACCAAACUUCAAGAAAACCUGACAGUGUAUGCUUUUCUCACUGGAGGCGUUUCCGGGAUGGGUUCUUUGUGAUUGUGCUCGUCCUCUUCGUGCUCUUCGUUAUUUGUGGCGGGGUCUGGGCGGUGUAUCCAGUUGUUUUCUCAAUCAGCAUCUUCUGUGGCAUCUUUCACUGCACAGUCACAGCUCUCUUAUCUAUAUUUACAAUUGCAAGUUAUUGUUUGGCCUCUUUCAAGUCUGCUGGUGCACCACCAGGCAUACGUUGGGGAAGCUAUCCCAUGGUUGGAAAAAAUGAUCUUGAGAACUAUACUUUCUGUACAUAUUGUAGUAAACCUAAACCCCCAAGAGCACAUCACUGCCGAUCUUGUAAAACAUGUGUGGUGGACAUGGAUCAUCAUUGCCCAUUUAUUGGGAACUGUGUGGGAGCUUCAAAUCACCAAGCUUUUGUCAUUUUUCUCAUCUCUGUGGUCACGAGCUGCAGUUAUGCUGCUAUUAUGACCAUUUAUGCAAGUUAUUGUAUAUGGCCCCCUCUAGAGUUUCCAAAUGUAUCAUCAUAUGGUCAAAUGGGUUCUACGAAAGUACUGAUGGAGAUCAUUACUAGCGUGGCCAGUUCUGCAUUCUUCUUAUCAGCAAGGGGUAUAAUUCUGGUAUAUCUUGCAUUUGCCAGUCUAUCAGUUAAUGCGGGUAUAGCUGUGUUGCUGUGCCAGCAACUUAGCUUAAUAUAUGAAGGAAAUACAUAUCUUAGCCAUAUAAGCUCACCAACUGAUAUUCAUGGAGAGAGAGGAUUGCGAAAUCUUGUUCGAUUUUUUGGGUGCCCCUACCCUCUUUCUAGACUAUUGUUGGGCUACACCAACACUGGCAAGUCGCAGAACAAUUCAGGCUCAAAACUUCUUUAGAGGCUCCAUUGCUAAUAUGUACAUUUCACCAAUUGAGGGAAGGAUGUUUGAUUCUGCAUUUCUGCUGCCCAAUAGCCAACUAGUCUGUACAACUGAAGCUGGUGAUGUAAAAUAGCAGUGACGUACAUGAUAAUUCCUAAUCUAUAAGGGUGGCUUUGUUACAAAGAUUUUCUUUUGGAUUCAGUAGUAGUAAAAUGGCUGUCUUCAGGUGGAUGUUUCACCGGGGUUGCUUUACUCGAACAGUUUCAGCAGAUGCUGAAAUACCAUGUGGUCCUAUCUGUUCAUUUCCUACAGAUGAUCUUGCUGCUCUGGUGAAUUGCAGUAUCUGGAAUUCUGAUAGUGGUGGAGUCUUUGCUCCGAGAUCACAUCUUUUACGGUUGGGUGCUCCAGUAGAAACCAUGGUGAAGAAGUGAAGAUUAAUUAUGAUUUACAGUGACUCUGAAUGAUGCUGUGAAGGCGCGGAAUGCUUGGGCCACAUCUCUUGGCUGUCAAAGUAUACUGACAUGUAUAGGAAAAGAAACCCAACACUUGUUUUUCUUUAAACCAUUUAUAUUAAUCAUACUGAAGUAGCCUUGGUAACCAUGGUCGUCAACUCCAUACAACAGGAUUUACCUGUGCUGUAAUCCUGUAUCCAGCCUUGUUGAACUGAUGCGCAUCCUGUGAUAUUAACGUAUGCUGUGCAUCAUGGUCGCCAACUUA